AUUUAAAAUGCCAAGAAGAAGUGGAUCAUCAUCAAGAUCGAGACCUAGCCCAUCAAGAAGCACAGCAACAGCUGCAAGACCAGUUCCAUAGACUUAAGCUCCUCCUUAAACUCCAGUAAAAUCAGGAGGUAUGUUUUCUGGCCUUGGCUCAACUUUAAUGACAGGCAUGGCAUUUGGAGCAGGUUCAGAAGUAGCUCAUUAGGCAAUCAGAUCGGUAAUUGGUGGAUCAAGUAGAUUUAAAUAUCAUUUAAAUAGGUCAAUCUUAACCAGUUGAAUAAUAAACCCAGCAAUAGGUUCCUCAAUAACAAUAAUAAGUUUGUUAGAGUGAAAGCCAAAUGAUAACAAAUGUAAAUUUUAGAAAUAGUUUAUUUAGUGCUUACAAAUGAACUCAGAUAUCACAAGAUGUCAACCAUAUAUGGACAUUUUCAAAGAAUGCCAAAAGAAAUAUAACUUAUGA
This is a messenger RNA of Paramecium octaurelia, 457 nucleotides long. Lineage: Eukaryota; Ciliophora; Oligohymenophorea; Peniculida; Parameciidae. The record is from the annotation of a GenBank genome assembly.